Messenger RNA from Hippopotamus amphibius kiboko, 2720 nucleotides. Its product is annotated as primary amine oxidase, liver isozyme-like. Gene Ontology annotation, cellular component: plasma membrane; early endosome; endoplasmic reticulum. Bases 118 to 2406 code for a protein of 762 amino acids. Gene Ontology annotation, molecular function: copper ion binding; primary methylamine oxidase activity; quinone binding. The transcript is spliced from 4 exons. NCBI's taxonomy places the organism in Eukaryota, Metazoa, Chordata, Mammalia, Artiodactyla, Hippopotamidae. Gene Ontology annotation, biological process: response to antibiotic; amine metabolic process. The record is from RefSeq and is a predicted model, not a curated record.
GAAGCUCCAGAGACUGAAAGAGUCAUCCUGCACCCAGGUCCUGUCUCUCUGUCUUUCUGUCUAUCUUGCAUUCUGCAUUCUGAUUCAAGAGCCUGGAGACAGCCAGGAGCUUUAGCGAUGGCCAUCUUCAUUCUUUGGUCCCUGUGUAGUGUUCUGGUGCUGGGCAUGGGAGAAGGUGGCACAGGGAGUGAGGAAGGAGUUGGGGAGGAAUGUCAUCCCAGUCUGCCUCCCCGCUGCCCCUCCGUAUCACCCAGUGCCCAGCCCGGGACACACCCCGGCCAGAGCCAGCUGUUUGCAGACCUGAGCCGAGAAGAGCUGACGGCUGUGAUGAGCUUCCUGACCCAGCAGCUGGGCCCACGCCUGGUGGAUGCAGCCCAGGCCCAACCCUCAGACAACUGCAUCUACUCGGUAGAGCUGCAGCCGCCCCCCAAGGCUGCAGCCCUGGCCCACCUGGACAGGGGGCGCCCCCCGCCUGCCCGGGAGGCACUGGCCAUCGUCUUCUUUGGCGGACAGCCCCAGCCCAACGUGACUGAGCUGGUGGUGGGGCCGCUGCCGCACCCCUCCUACAUGCGGGAUGUGACUGUGGAGCGUCACGGGGGCCCCCUGCCCUAUCACCGACGCCCCGUGCUCAUGCGAGAGUACCGGGACAUCGACCAGAUGAUCUUCAACAGAGAGCUGCCCCAGGCUGCUGGUCUCCUCCACCACUGCUGCUCCUACAAACGCCAAGGAUGGAACCUCAUGACGAUGAACUCAGCCCCCCGUGGCUUGCAAUCAGGGGACAGGGCCACCUGGUUUGGCCUCUACUACAACAUCUCAGGGGCUGGGUUCUUCCUGCAUCCCGUGGGACUGGAGCUGCUGGUAGACCACAAGGCUCUGGACGCUGCCCAGUGGACCAUCCAGAAGGUGUUCUUUCAAGGCCGCUACUAUGAGAGUCUGGCCCAGCUGGAGGAGCAGUUUAAGGCCGGCCUGGUGAAUGUGGUGGUGGUCCCAGACAAUGGCACAGGUGGGUCCUGGUCCCUGAAGUCCCAGGUGCCCCCGGGUCCGGCUCCUCCCCUGCAGUUCCAUCCCCAGGGCCCUCGCUUCAGUGUCCAGGGGAGUCGAGUGGCCUCUUCAUUGUGGACUUUCUCCUUUGGCCUCGGAGCUUUCACUGGUCCAAGGAUCUUUGACAUCUGCUUCCAAGGGGAGAGAGUCGCCUAUGAAGUCAGCGUUCAGGAGGCCUUGGCUGUCUAUGGUGGAAAUUCUCCUUCUGCUGUGAGAGGCCGGUACGCAGAUGCCAACUUUGGCUUGGGCCACUUUUCCACGCCCCUGACCCGUGGGGUGGACUGCCCCUAUCUGGCCACGUACGUGGACUGGCAUUUCCUUUUUGAGUCCCAAGCCCCCAAGACACUACGCGAUGCAUUUUGUGUGUUUGAGCAGAACCAGGGCCUGCCCCUGAGGCGACACCACUCAGAUUUUGAUUCCCACUAUUUUGGGGGCCUUGCAGAGACAGUGCUGAUCGUCAGAUCUGUGUCUACCAUGCUGAACUAUGACUAUGUAUGGGAUAUGGUCUUCCACUCCAAUGGGGCCAUUGAAGUUAAAUUCCAUGCCACAGGUUAUAUUGGCUCAUCCUUCCUCUUUGAUGCUGCCCGAAGAUUUGGAAACCAGGUUGGGGAGCACACGCUGGGCACUGUCCACACCCACAGUGCCCACUUCAAGGUGGAUCUGGAUGUGGGAGGACUGGAGAACUGGGUCUGGGCUGAGGACAUGGCCUUCGUCCCCGCGGCGGUACCCUGGAGCCCCGAGCACCAGAUACAGAGGCUGCAGGUGACCCGGAAGCUGCUGGAGACAGAGGAGCAGGCCGCCUUCCUCCUGGGAGGUCCCUCCCCUCGCUACCUGUACCUGGCCAGCAACCACAGCAACAAGUGGGGGCACCCUCGGGGCUACCGCAUCCAGACGGUCAGCUUUGCUGGGGAGCCCCUGCCCCAGGACAGCUCCAUGGAGAGAGCCUUCAGCUGGGCCAGGUACCAGUUGGCCGUGACCCAGCGGAAGGAGGAGGAGCCCAGCAGCAUCAGCAUCUAUAAUUUGAAUGACCCCUGGACCCCCACUCUGGACUUCACUGACUUCAUCAACAACGAGACCAUUACUGGACAGGACUUGGUGGCCUGGGUGACAGCCGGUUUCCUGCACAUCCCACAUGCAGAGGACAUUCCCAACACAGUGACUGUGGCGAAUGGCGUGGGCUUCUUCCUCCGACCAUACAACUUCUUUGACCAGGACCCCUCCAUCGAUUCUGCUGACUCCAUCUACUUCCGGGAGGGCCAGGAUGCUGGGGCCUGUGAGGUCAACCCCCUGGCUUGCCUCCCCCAGGCUGCAGCCUGUGCCCCUGACCUCCCUGCCUUCUCCCACGCGGGCUUCUCCCACAACUAGGUGGUUCCUGGGAUGGGGAAUGUUCGGGACCCCAGGGCCAGAGAGUAUGGGGAGGGGAGGGGAUGGGCACUGGGUGGGGCACCCUGUGCCCUCUUCUCCCUCCUCACAUCCCUGGUCCUCUCUCUCCCAUCAUCCUCCCUUGCCUCCCCCUUCCCUGCUGGGAGCAUCCUGAGCCUGUGGUGGCUGACACAAGGGGUUCUCAGCUCUCUUGACCCCAAACCUACUGGGUUCCUGUGGCAGAGAAGAGCGGAAUGGCCAGCGGGGAGUCUAAAGUGAUGGCCAUAUUUUUCCCAGAAGACUCCUUUGUUGUUGUU